This is a messenger RNA of Seminavis robusta, 995 nucleotides long. Lineage: Eukaryota; Bacillariophyta; Bacillariophyceae; Naviculales; Naviculaceae. The record is from the annotation of a GenBank genome assembly.
GACUGAGUGUCUGACUCGACCCUUUUCUUGUGCAAGGCUCCCCACCGCCGCAUUCUCACCAUUCAGCCUCAGUCCGGUCCAAAUUUUACUCACAGAGCGGAGCACCGGCGUGUCGCACAUCGCUGAGACGAGCAGAGCAGGAGCGACAGUAAGCAUAAAAUCAAACAUCAGCAAAAGCAAAAACAAAACAAGAGCUCACAGUGCAGCAGCCUAACACUACAACAACAACAGCACACAACAACCAAAAUGUCCUUCAAAGACUCCAUCACCAAUGCCUCUGUUCGCCACUUCAGUGGAUACAUCUGCCUCAAGCCCCAAGUGGGGGAUGAUCUCAGCAAAGUCUACAGCCCAAGUGCCAUCAGUGCAGUCUGGAAGAAGUGGGCAAUGGCACGCAUGACACAAAAGAAGCCCUGUGUUGGUAUCAUUGACAGCGUUGAAAACAAGUUUUCCGAGGAUCCAGUUGUGAAGGUCACUGGAGAACUGAACUCUUGUCAUCAUGAAGCUAUGAAUGAUGCAGAGGUAAUUGAAACAUUGAAGUCUCUGUUCUGCACCCUGGCCAAGGCCCUCAAGCAGACACAGACUGAGUUCAAGUUCUACGGAGACAAUGAUAAGUACUUGUGCCGGUACAACAUCUGCCACUCCAAGAAAUCACUUCGUCAAUCCUGGGGAAAGCUUCGAGCAUCUGCUUUGUUGGAGGAUGAAGAACAAGAUGAGACCAUCACACAACACAUGCAACUCCCUGGAAUGGAACCUCCCAAGAAGGAAGUAAGCCUCAAUGACCUGAUGACUUGGUAUUGUCCGAUGGGCCCAACAGAGGUUGAAUGCUAGGGGGAGUAGCUUGUUAGGGGGGAGCAGCUUGGCAGAAGGCUCCAUUGCACAGACUCAUAAAAAGAAUUUAGAAUAAACUGUACGUAACUUAGAACGAUUGGAAUAAACUUUGAGCAGGUUCUGUAGAACAAACUCACAAACAAGCCUAGAAUUAACUUAACAUCAAC